CUAGGGUGACCUUUAAUAUUACACACCAUUCCACAAUCAGAGGUGCUUCAUUCGCGAGGGAUCUAGAACGAAGAACACACACAAAGGACGUGACGACCAUUAAGAGGACAACUGUUCUGUAACCAAAGGUAACGAAACUCUUUGUGGCUGGUAUUCCGGAUCCGUGCCGAGUACAAUGGGGAAUAUUGUCUCCAAAAAGGGAGCUCGCUCCACCAUGCCUUACGAGGAAGACCACGACGGCGAGCAAGAUGAAAAAGCAGUCUUUGUCUCAAAAGGAAGAGUUGCACUCUCACCACCUCCAGCCGAAGACGAUGAACAAGGGGAAAAGACAGCCAAAAAGCCGCCCGAAGAUUUGGAGAAACGAGAGUUCACGUCAGAUCUCGCGAGACUUAGAAAAGAGAUGGCGACUUUGCACAGCAUGACGGACUUCACGACAUCUGAAUCCACCGAACCUCUGACAUUUCUGUUCGACAUCUACAAAUUUCACAAAGACAAAGCAAGAUUCAUAGGAGAAGAACUAAACAGACUCGACCUAGCGGGACUCUUCUGUAAAGCGUGGAAAUCACUGCACGAAGUUGACCCUUUGAGAGAAGAAGUAUCAAAGACCAAUCUAAAGAAACUGAAGGGCUGUUUGUGGAAUUUUACCGACCAGACGCCAGCUCUGUGCGAAGCGUUAGGGAAAACGGAAGCGUUUGAACUUCUUCUGUCAGACCUGAAAAAUCCGGAACUUGACGUGGACAGUCUCAAAUCUCAUGAUAAGAGAUACCUCAUGAAGGGCAACUUGGGUAUUCUACUCAACUCAGUACGUCUGUGUACAGACAACAAGGCCGUAUGUAGAGAGGCAAACGCGGUGGAACUUCUCACUAAAUAUCUGAGUUCCAAAUAUUACAUCAUCAAGACAAAGGCUAUCCUGACGCUGGCAUAUAUCGUCAACGAUGACGAAAACGACAAACUCAAUGCCUCAGUCGAAAAUAUCCGGUUCAUCCUGAAGUUACUGCGGGCGGCCCUGGAGCAGCCUGAUCACCGGGCCAAGACGUACAACUUCUCGGCGUCGGAGCUCGUCAGCGGCCUGAACGAACUCGCGAGCAACGACGGCAAUAAGGUGAAAAUCGUGGAAGAAGGAGGCCUGACUCUUCUGUACCAGCUUCUGUUGGACGGCAGCAGUCUGGAGGAGAACAUACUCGCCGCGAAGGGACUGUGGAUUCUCGCUUUUAACAAGAGCAACAAAGAAGCCAUCAAGAAGACAGGCUGCGUUGAAGCACUGAAGGCGCUACAGCGCAAGACUACAGAUAAAGAACUGAAAGAGGUUUGCGCCGGUGCAUUGUGGGAAAUCAACGGUGGCGGCCAUGACAGGUCUCUGACCAAGACCACAGCAGAAGGUGGUCACGUGAUGAUCAGCUACCAAUGGGAUGUUCAGCCGAAGGCCCUGGUGGUGAAAGAGAACCUGACGAAGGCUGGCUACAGAGUUUGGAUGGACGUGGAACAGAUGGGUGGAGAUAUCCUGGAGGCCAUGGCGGAGGCGGUAGAGGGCGCUGCAGUUGUGUUGAUCUGCAUGACUGAGAAAUACAAGGAUAGUCCGAACUGUCGGACAGAGGCGGAGUACACCCACAAGCUGCGGAAAGAUAUCGUUCCGCUGCGUCUGCAGCCGCGGUACGACCCGGACGGGUGGCUCGGGGCUCUGGUCGGGAUGAAACUCUACUUCGACCUCAGUACCGAGGACAGGAUGAACGAGAACAUGGACGGCUUCAUCAAGGAACUUGGCGAUCGAGGAAGAGGGGAACGAGAUUCUACAGACGCAGGUUUUAGCCCUGUUGUACGACACAUUGCAGAGGUGCAAGGGACAGCAAAAUCCAGCAGCGUUGCAUCAUGGUCCAAGGAUGACGUCACAAAAUGGCUCACCGACAUAGGUAUGGACAGCUAUCACGAGAUUUUCCGAGACUACGAUGGACAGAUGAUUGUACAGCUUAGAAAGCUAUCAGUGAGAGCGCCAGAGUUCUAUUACAGCUCAUUGAAAUCAGAUCUUGGGUUGAAGGACCUUAGCAGUGUUUUAAAAUUUACUUCGGAGCUGGAGCGCCUCUCAUGAAUGAGACAUAGGAAUGUUAACGAAAAUUGAGCAAGUCACACGUCAGUCUUCCUUCAGUCAAAGAUAAGUAUAUGAUGUAACCAAAUAUCAAUAUUCAUCUGCCAAGUCAUACAACCAACACCUAGAAAGUAAAGAAUAAAGUGCUGAAAAAGAUGUGCAAUGCAGCGGGCAAUGCACUCCUGUAUAUCCAAACUGUGCAUCCAUGGGCAUGCUGCAUUAUAAAGAUAUAUCAAACACAAUUUUCCUCAAAAGAGUGCAUGUAUGUAACUUGGUGGAGAAAUGUUAGUGAGGGUUAUCAUUGCGUGUCAAAUUGGAUAUUCACAAGAAUGCUCCAUGAUUCAAGUACAACGUCACAACGCCAAUGUCAGACAUACGCCUAGAAAAUGUUAUUAGACUUUUCCAUCAUUAAGAAGAAACAGGGUUACCAGUAAAAAACGUAUUUUGAAUUUCUUUAAACCUUUAAGAUUUAAUAAGACUCCGUGUUCAAUUGAUGAAUAGAGUAAAGCAACUUAGCUGUGUCACAGAAUUGAAUAUAGCCUUGCAGGAAGUGAGAAAAGAAUAUCUACAAGAAAUGGAUGACUAUUGUCUAUUAAUACUCUAUGUGCAAUAUUCGUGUUACUAGUAAUUGUGCAAUAUGUAUCGUAUUAUUGUGUAUUACGUAGCGUUAUACUAGCUCAGUGAAAUAAAUUAUGUUACCUUCG
Branchiostoma belcheri (Belcher's lancelet) is the source of this 2784-nucleotide messenger RNA. RefSeq lists its product as uncharacterized. The transcript is spliced from 8 exons. The coding region runs from base 176 to 2083 and encodes 635 amino acids. Lineage: Eukaryota; Metazoa; Chordata; Leptocardii; Amphioxiformes; Branchiostomatidae. Gene Ontology annotation, biological process: signal transduction. Gene Ontology annotation, molecular function: protein binding. The record is from RefSeq and is a predicted model, not a curated record.